AUGAGCAGUAUGCACAGGACUUUGUUCUUCACUUAUUUCAUCAUAGUGUGGUUGUCACCAAUAAAGAGAUUCAAUAUCAAACUCAGCUCGGCCGCAGAAGAUGUCACCAAUAUCACAUGCAUUAAUACAGAGAGGAAAGCACUUCUCACCAUCAAACAAAGUCUCACAGAUCCAUCAGGCAGACUUUCUUCUUGGGUAGGCAACAAUUGCUGCCAAUGGAGUGGUGUUGGAUGCAACAUCACAACGGGGCACGUCAUCAAGCUUGAUUUUCGAAACCCUUUUCCAUCCAGCAGCUAUGGUAUCAUUUCCAUGGCGGAAGGUAACACGACAGCUUAUGAUAGAUCAUGUUUGGGAGGUGAGAUAAGCUCUUCUUUGCUCGACUUGAAACUUUUGGAUUAUCUCGAUCUAAGCUUGAACAAUUUUGAAGGAAUUCAAAUUCCUGACUUCAUUGGUAUGCUUAAGAACUUGCAAUAUCUGAAUCUGUCUUUCUCAUCCUUCGCGGGAGAGAUCACACCUUACCUUGGAAAUUUGUCCAGCCUGAAUUAUCUUGAUCUCAACGCGGAUUCACUGACCAAUGCAGGCAUGUGGACACUCCGGUCUACAAACGUCCAUUGGCUUUCAGGACUCCACAAUUUGAAAUACCUUAACAUGGGAGAGGUGAAGCUUGACCAAGUAGGAGCAGAAUGGCUGCAAGCAGUCAAUAUGCUUCCUUCCCUUGUAGAGUUACACUUGCCUUUGUGUGAUCUUUCUAGUCUUCCACUCUCUCUCCCAUUCAUCAACCUCACUUCCGUUUCAAUUCUUGAUCUCUCGGGAAAUUCUUUUAACUCAUCUGUACCCAUCUGGCUGUUUAAUCUCACAAGACUCGAAAAGCUUGAUCUCAGCAGAAAUUCUCUCAGUGGUGUCAUACCCGGUGAAAUUGAGUACCUAACGUCUCUACGAGUGCUUAAUUUGGCUAGUAAUGGUGAUAUUCAAGGUCAAAUUCCAAGAACUUUGGGAACUCUUUGUAAGUUGAAUAUUUUAGACCUUUCGGGAAACAAAUUCAGUGGCAUUGAAUUCUUGGAUGGUUUUUCAAGUUGUUCAAACAUUGGCUUAGUGUCACUAGAUUUAAGUGGUAACCAAUUGGCAGGGGAACUGCCAGAUUCAAUAGGAACACUUGAGAAUUUGCAACACCUACUCCUCAGUUCCAACUCCUUUUCGGGUUCUAUUCCAUCGUCUAUAGCCAGUCUGUCAUCCUUGCUAGAAUUGGACGUCUCUUUUAAUGAUAUGAAUGGUACGAUUCCCGAAAGUUUUGGGCAACUCACAGCUCUCACUGAUCUGUAUCUUCAAGCGAAUCCUUGGGAAGGCAUCAUAACAGAAGCUCAGUUAAUGAAUCUCACAAGCUUACAACAUGUAAUUGUGAGAACAUACACAAUCAAGGCAUUGGUUUUUAAUGUACCAUAUGAAUGGGUUCCUCCUUUCAGGCUCAAGUCCCUUGAACUCGAAAACUGUCUAAUAGGCCCCAGAUUUCCUCAUUGGCUUCGAGUUCAGAGUGAACUCACCUCUGUUACCCUAAAAAAUGGUGGAAUCGAAGACACCAUACCCGAGGAAUGGUUCUCUACAAUAUCGUCUCAACUCACCUACUUGGAUCUAUCUAACAACAACAUUAAGGGGAAGCUGCCACUCAAGUUAGAAUCUCCAAACAUCAAUGCUAUUGACCUGAGCUAUAAUAGCUUUGAGGGUUCUCUCCCUCUUUGGUCCACCAAUGUACCCCAUUUCUAUCUUCAGGCCUAUUUGUUUUCAGGACCUAUUCCCUCCAAUAUUGAUGUACUAAUGCCUAAUUUGCAGUNUCUGAGCUACAAUAGCUUUGAGGGUUCUCUCCCUCUUUGGUCCACCAAUGUACCCCAUUUCUAUCUUCAGGCCAAUUUGUUUUCAGGACCUAUUCCCUCCAAUAUUGAUGUACUAAUGCCUAAUUUGCAGUAUCUGUACCUGUCCGAUAAUCGUCUCAAUGGUACAAUCCCUUCAUCCAUUUGUAGAAUGCAGAGUUUGCNGUAUCUGUACCUGUCCGAUAAUCGUCUCAAUGGUACAAUCCCUUCAUCCAUUUGUAGAAUGCAGAGUUUGCAAGUACUUUCCAUCCGGAACAAUAGAUUAUCGGGAGAGCUCCCUCAGUGUUGGAAUGAGUCACAACCCUUGUGGGUGGUGGAUGUCGUGAACAAUAAUAUAUCUGGUAAUAUUCCUAGCUCAAUGGGUCUCCUAAGUUCGUUAACUAUAUUGAUGUUGAGUAACAAUCGUCUAGAGGGAGAAAUUCCAAUUUCUUUACAGAAUUGUUCAUUGUCGAGCAUUGAUCUCGGAGAAAAUGGACUAUCUGGAAAUCUACCCUUGUGGAUAGGAGAAAAUAUUUCAGAUUUUUGGAUGCUACGCCUGAGAUCUAACUUGCUGACUGGAUCAAUCCCUCCCCAAUGGUGCAAUCUUCCGAUACUUCACAUUCUAGAUCUCGCAAACAACCAUUUCUCGGGGACUAUUCCGAGUUGUGUGGGAAAUUUGACUUCAUUGGUUUAUGGUAACAGCACCAUCACCUACAACAACUUCUUUCGAUCCAAACAGUACUACUAUAUGGAGCAAACGGUUGUGGUGGCAAAGGGAAAAGAGCUUGAAUAUGGCAGAACUCUUGAAUAUGUCAAUAUCAUUGAUCUCUCCGGGAAUAAUCUGACAGGUGAAAUCCCUCAAGAGAUUACAGAACUCGCUGCAUUGGGUACUUUAAAUUUGUCGAUGAAUCAUCUCACAGGAAGCAUCCCAGGGAAUAUUGGAAACUUGCGUUGGCUUGAGACGCUAGAUCUCUCGAACAACAAUCUUUCUGGACCUAUAUCACAAAGCAUUUCUUCUUUAACCUCAUUGAGUCAUUUGAAUUUAUCAUACAAUCACCUUGUGGGACGAAUCCCAACAGGAAAUCAGCUUCGAACCCUCGAUGAUCCAUCCAUUUAUGAGGGAAAUCAGCUUCGAACCCUCGAUGAUCCAUCCAUUUAUGAGGGUAAUCCUUCACUGUGUGGUGUUCCUCUUCCAAGCAAGUGUCCCGGUGAUGAUAAGACAUCUAAUUUAGUACCUUCCAACAGAGGUCUAGAAAAUCAUACUGAUGACAGUGAUUCUGAAUUGCUAUGGUUCUAUUUCUGCAUCGGAUCAGGAUUUGUUGUCGGACUUUGUGGUGUUUGUUACACUUUGUGGUUGAAGGAUUCAUGGAGAAAAGCAUAUUUUCGUUUUGUAAACAUCAUUUAACGAGGUUGAAUGUUGUCCCUCUUCAGAAAAAAAAUAUGCAAUUAGAAAGAAUAUGAGGUCGCAUGUACUUUGAGAAAUUUGUAUGUUACUCCUUUUAUUACUUGUUACUGGCAACUACACGUUUUUUGUAGUUUUGGUAUUAUGUCA
Molecule: messenger RNA, 3393 nt
Organism: Ilex paraguariensis (yerba mate)
Lineage: Eukaryota; Viridiplantae; Streptophyta; Magnoliopsida; Aquifoliales; Aquifoliaceae
Source: the annotation of a GenBank genome assembly